AUGGCUGCAUCGCCAGCAGAGCACCCCAACGUUCUGCAAUCUUCUUUUUCUCAGAUAGACGCAGACACCGAUGCCAACAUCCCGGGGUGGCGCAGAUAUGUCCAUCUGUAUACCCCCCUGGCCGCCGGUGUGCUCGUCAGCCUUUACGACGCUCAAAGCGCCGCGCCGUCAUACGACUUCGAUAACAGCGGUAACCGUAUGAUCCUGCUCGUAAUAUCAGCCGCCAUACCUACAUAUCUCAUCAGCUCCGUGGUGUAUCCAAUACACCGCCCUGAGCCCACUCCCGGCCAAUCGGUCCGCUUUACACGCAAGAACACCAUCUACCGCGUCGGCGUCCUCGCAACUUAUGGUCGCCUAUAUGGCACACGCUUUAAUAUUUUAUUCUUUCUGGCAGAUGUCGCAUUGAGCUUCGGCGCAGAUCACCUGGUAGGCGAGCGUCCGGCAGGCGCCGAACAGCGGCCAUCAGAGUUUCUCGUUGCUUUGCUGUGGGUCCUCGGCAGUCAGAUUGUGUCUUUGGUCAUACCGUACAAUACGCCUGUGAUUGGGUUUGUUAUCGGUGCAAUCGACCGGACCUUGUGGCGUACGGCAUAUGUCGCACUCAUGGACGACGUAAUCGGCGUCCUGACGCGUCCACAUGUGGACACGUUCUGGGGGAAAGCUACACUGAUACUGGUGCAAACUUUUACCAUGGUUUCAAUCGUGUACCUGGUAGUUGCCCGACGCAAGCGUAUGCAUGAAGAACGCAUCAAGGCUCAAGUCGCUAAGGAGCCGGAGCCAAGUUCGCAGGUUCAGGCUUAG
This is a messenger RNA of Exserohilum turcica Et28A, 798 nucleotides long. RefSeq lists its product as uncharacterized. Lineage: Eukaryota; Fungi; Ascomycota; Dothideomycetes; Pleosporales; Pleosporaceae. Bases 1 to 798 code for a protein of 265 amino acids. The record is from RefSeq and is a predicted model, not a curated record. The transcript has a single exon.